AAACACAACACGUAUGUAUCCAUGGCAACAAGUCAUGCACUUUCAUCCCUCUUUUUUCAACACGUCAAAACUCGCGACUUUCUUUCGGUGGUAAAAUAAAAUCCGGUAUUAAAAAUUCUUCCAUUAAGUUUAAACGAUGAUCUUUUGACAAUAAAUGUCGUGUUACCCAAAUUAGCGUUUAAGUAAAAUUAACAAUGAAAAAGAGGAAAGUUUUAAUUGAGGAGAAUUCUGAACAUAAAGAAUCAUUUGCGCGUCCGAGCGUGGCGAGUUUACGAUCUGCCACCGCGAGCCAUCAUAGACGCUCGCGAUCUGUAAAAUCUCCAUCCGUACAGAACUUGCACAAUUCGUCGGAUAAGUUCGCGGGAUUUAAAGACGAUAAAAUGGUUUUAUUGGACGAGAUGAAACCUCCGAAAACCAGAUUCAAUUCUGGCAACAGAUCGAAAGAAGCGCGUUCAACUUCCUCGCCAAGACUCAAGAGUUUCCCUGCGGAGGUGAUCAAAAAACAGGAAAAUCCGCCAAUGUUCUCGCCCGAGCCAAUCGCCGCUUUAAUCGUGCAGCAAGAUCCUCGAGAAACUGGGACUUUCUAUAACACAAAUUCCUCUGGCAGAAAUAAUAAUGGGCAUGGUGAUGUGAUUUCUAUUCCAUUGCCGCCGCAUCAACCACCGAAACUGCAAAAUAUGUGCAGCACGAGUCAGCAACAGAUUGUCGCUAAUCAUCCGAAGAUUUGUCAAACAAAUCCACAGUCUGAAAGCUGGCUAACUCGACGAAUCGUGUCUCCCGAAAGACAGACGCACCGUCCUUUCGUACCUAAUAUCGUCCAAGGAACAGUCUACGAUCGAUCAAUUCAAAGGUCGCCCGCGAUAAUUAAUCAGCCGGUAAUUACGCAAAUCCCUUCGACACAAGUCGCAAUGUCACAAACGCAAGGAUCUUUGAGCGAUUCACAGGCGAUUGUCGACCAAACUCCCAAUACGACCAAGCCUUCUGUGCUUGACAAUCAGUGCCAGCAGCAAUUGGUUAAUGACCGAAAUGCGGCCAAUCACAGACAAAUGUUCGUGCAAAUGCCGCAACAGAAGCAAGCAAUGAUCGCGCAAAAUGCCAGUAUGCCGCUGAACAAUCAGAGAGUGGGAAAAAAUAUCUACCCUCAGUUUCACGCUCCAUUCCAACAGAAUCUACAGCAGAUCAAUCAACAACACAGCGCGUAUCAUCAACAAAUGAUGCCGCAACCGCUCAAUCAAAUGCAACUGAUACCCAAUCAGCAACAACAUAUACACAAUUCAGGAACGCAUUACAGUUAUUACAAUCAACAAUUGCCUGUCGCGCAAGUCUCCGGGCAAGGAAUGACUUCUCCGCAAGACAUGACAGUGAAUCAGAUGAGAUUUAUGCGGCACAAUUUACCUAUUCAUCAGAAUCACGGACAUCCUGUUAGCUUUCAACCCGCAUGGCCGCAAAACGAUAGAUGGAUGCAAAUUGCUAAUCAAAAUCAGCAACAAUUGCAUCAGCAGAUACCGCCACAAUGGCAAUAUUACUAUCAAACGCGCGACAGCAACGUCAAUCAGCAAAAUGCUGGAGGCCAAGAUCAAUCUAAUCCAUCGCAGAUUCAAGCGAAUCACAAACCUGUUGGCCAAACCGCGGAAAGUCACGCUCAACGAGAGGAAAAGAAGAAACUGCAAUUUACAUCUGACAUGAUUCGCGAUCAGGAAUUGCUGGUCUCCGCCAUGAGACAGCAGGGUAUACCUGAGGAAGUGAUGCGACGUCAAUUCGACGCAUUGCUGAACGAACAAAGAAGGCAUCUGGCUUAUGUCGCGCAAUUUCGACAACAAGAGGCUGACAUUCCGGAGGAGAUCAAGAGGACUCGACUCGCGCGAAGAAGAGCAGACAAGGACGAGAAACCGGAAUGGAUGGUGCACAUUACGCCACCGCGGAUAUCAUACAGCGACUUCGAAAGAAUAAAAGCGCAGCAAAGAGUCUUGAACGAACAGUAUCUGACAGACGAUAAAUCGUCGGGGAAAAUUAAUAAAAUAGUGGCCGAUGAACAAAGGAAUUAUAAUCAGUCAAACAAUGAAGAAAUAUGCAAUCAAGUUUCGCCUCAACAAAUGUACGUAAAUCCUUAUCAGCUGUGGCAAGCGAACAAUUGGCCUCAUAGAAAUGAUAAUCAAACAUUAUGCGGUCAUACUGCCUGUUACCCGUAUAACCAUCCGCAAAAUGCGAACACCGCAUGUCGUUCACUGAAUCCGACUUUUAAGUACGGGCAGUAUAACCCGUACAAUGUGCGUUACAAUCCGUAUUUUCCGCAUUCUCAGCCACAGGAAGUCUGGCUCAAGGAACAUAAUCCAAGUCAUCCAUUAAAUCAGAAUGACGAUCGAAGAACUUCAAUGGAUCCCGCGUACUUUUGCCAGCAGAACAGAAGACCCACCGACACUUCCAGUCUGCUGAAGAUGCGAGUGUACAAGGAAAUAAUCUGUCCUCAGAAGCGCAAUAACGGUUUGCAGGAUCCGGACAACAUUCAGAAGAUGCUGGAAGUGCUGAAAGAUCCGACAAGUAGGAAGGGUCUCGAGUAUCUCGCCAAUUUGUCCAAGAAGAAAUCUAUCGUCAAACUGAACGGCAUUCAGAAUUCCAACGAGAUUCCGGAAGACAUGCAGCUACGACCACCCGCGGAAGCUCCCCCGCAAUUACUGCAGAAAAGAAUCUCGGCGAACGGUUUGGCGAAUAGAAGGAAUCCGAACAAUCCACCGUUAUGUAUCCUUCGACCUCAGAGGGCCGACGAGCCCCUGAUGAUGGAGUACCCGCGACAAAAGCAGAACGCGAGAAAUUGCUACAGCAUGCAGGCCGAAAAGGAGAACGGCACGGUGGCGACUUUGCAAAAGCACAGUGCGCUUCCCCACAUGCAGAAUGCGCAUGGCUCGAUCCCGUACGAUCGACAGAGCAUACCUGUGAUGGCGCAAGGGUACCACGGCAACAACGACGUGAUCCGCCAAUACGGAGAAAGUGCUCCACCACCUCGGUACUGUCAUCAGAUGCAGCCGUACUAUCUCAACGGAUCGAAUCUGCCGGGUCACAACGGCGGUCAGGGCGACGUCGCGUAUAUGCAACGCGUGAAUGCACCAGGCGGGACGAGGAUCGAUCGCGCCGGCGGCGAUACCGGCGAGAAACCGAACGCCGAAGAGGCGACAAAACGAAUGGGCGAUGCGCGAGCGAUGCAGGCAACGUAUGCUUACGGCCAACCGGAAAUCCGCGAGACAAGGACCAUCGGAGGUAUCACGUAUCUCGCCAGGAAACCCGAGUACGCCCUCAACAAUCUCGCCGUUUCGCCGGACAAAUUAAUUACGAGCGGACACGUGCAAGCGCCGGGAAUAUUUUAGCGCGAAUGUUCCAAUUUUCAUUCCAAUUAAGCUUAUUUUGCGCAAUCGAGCUUAAUCUCCGAUUUCUUGCGUUAUAGAAAUUUAUAAGGUAACCAUAUGCCCUCUCAUUGAAAAAAAUGUAUGUGCGUGAUAAUAUUGUCUUUGUAUU
Messenger RNA from Wasmannia auropunctata (little fire ant), 3507 nucleotides. RefSeq lists its product as uncharacterized. Bases 195 to 3359 code for a protein of 1054 amino acids. The record is from RefSeq and is a predicted model, not a curated record. NCBI's taxonomy places the organism in Eukaryota, Metazoa, Arthropoda, Insecta, Hymenoptera, Formicidae. The transcript is spliced from 3 exons.